AUGGGUUAUUGUAGUAUACUCAAAAAUAAUUUUGAAAGAGAAAAAAGUUUAUUACCUAGAGUUUUCUUUAAUAUCAUAUCAGUUAUUUCUCUAUUCUGUCAAUUCCAAUCACUCUAUUUUGUGUCUGUAAUGUUAUUUGGAAUCUGGGCUAUUUUUACUUGUUCAACGCUCUAUUUAUCUGGUGAACUAUAUAAUAUUGUGUUAUUGAUUUAUGGAUCUCCUCUAAUGUUUUUACUUGUUUAUAGAUUUAUUUUAUUUUCAGUUAGUUAUAUAAGUUCUUCAUUCAGCUAUUUUAUUAAAGUUGGUACUAGUAUAAAUCCCGAAGAUAAUUGUUCUAAACAGUUCAAAGAUAUUUUGAAUAAAGAAACUGAAAAUAAAUGGCAUAUGAUAAUACAUAAUAUUGGUAUUAUUAUAGCUGUUGUUGGUGUUGUUGUUGGACUAGUCGUAUAUUUAGUCGUAGAAAUGGUUUAUAUCUUUAAUGGAAAAAAGAAUGGACAUAGAACACCAUCUUUCCUCGGAACUAUGGGGAUUUCUUAUUUGAUAACAGGUGGACUAAUUCAAUUAGUGACCUUUUUUUAA
Molecule: messenger RNA, 579 nt
Organism: Entamoeba nuttalli P19
Lineage: Eukaryota; Evosea; Mastigamoebida; Endamoebidae
Exons: 1
Coding region: 1-579 (192 amino acids)
Source: RefSeq, a predicted model, not a curated record